CCUGCUCGUUGUGCACCCCGAGCCACUCGGCACGAGAAGGCAGACCCGAACUCUUCGCCUUGGGUAAUACACGUUGUACACCACCAUUCGUAGGGCUGACACUGUGCAGUAGGCAAGACGGGUGUCUGCAGGCAUUGCCCGCAAGAUGGCACCGCCUUCCUGUUGGGCGCUCUGCAGAAGUUGACUUGAGAUUUGAAGCUAUUCUUAUCUUUACUCUCCUAGGCGUCACAUCGUCAUCUUGAGUAGGCAGUGACUAUAUAUCCAGGUGGUAGAUCUCAUCAUGUUCCACUUUCUGCCACAUUCAUCUCAAUAACAACUUCCGUUUCCGAUCUAACUCUAUUCCCUUUGUCCACUUUCCUGAUCGCAUAGUCUGGCGUUAUCAAUCAUCUUUCUGUUUCCUUGGUGGCUCUUCUUACAUCCAAUCUAUACCAAUUUUGACCAUCAACCUUUUUACUUAGUUUACAAUGGCAAAUGUCAGCUCCAUCCGCAGUCAAUCCAGCUUUUCCCCGGCAACCACUUCCCCCGCGCUCAACCGUCCGACUUCGUUUCCCUUCUCGUCAACCGACAUGGACCUCAUCCAAUUUCCUCGGUCUUGGGAGACGGCAUGGGAGGCCGCUGGUCAGACCAACUUCGAGCGUGCCCAGGCAUUCCUCUUUUUCUACCGUGGCGAUGACGCCGCAAUCAAUAGUGAACUCCGGAUCAUCGCUUCACACCACAGAUACCGAGAUGUAGCUUCACUAGCUGCUGCAGUUGAGAAGCGCGUCUUCGGCGGUCGCCACACCAGUUUCCAAACCAACCGGCUGCUGCAGUGGAUGCGCUUUAUUCUCAUCAAGAGUCAAGCGCUUACUUCGGCCAGGACUAAGUCUGUGCGAGACUUCUUCUUUGACCCUAGUAUUGCCCGCAACCUGUCGCAACUGCCCGAGGAUCCUGUUACGUAUCAAUACCCUGCUGCGCCUCUCAAGAUCGUAAUCGUCGGCGGAGGGCCCACUGGUCUCGCAUCCGCCAUCGCCCUGGCUGAAAAGGCCGGCACAAAAGUCGAGGUCCAUGUUUACGAGGGCCGCUGGGCCCAGCAAGCUGGGACUUCUUUCGUCGGCUACCCACCUACAGCUCGCCGCCGUGACCAGGUCGUCACCCUCCAAGACUCCGUCACCGACCUCAUGAGCGACAGGACAAGACAGGCCGUCUUUGGGGGAUGUCCCGAGCGUGUUUGGCCUGGCUCCAGCAACUUGCAGAUUCGGAAGCUCGAGGAUGGUCUUCUCAGACGUGCGCAGGACAGCCAGUUCAGGGAUCUCAUCUUCUUGCAUGCUAUUCAGGUCAGGAGGGAGAACCUGGCAGACCACGGCGACUUCCACCUUAUGCUUGGUGCUGAUGGCGCUGGCUCGUGGCUACGCGGAACAUACUUCCAGGGGCAGGAAGAAGAGGUUGGCAAAAGCUAUGCUCUCGGCGUCGCUUUCAACAGACCUCGAGGACUUCCUUUCUCGCAGCCCAUUAACAUCAUUCUGACAUUGGGCCAGACCCGAUAUCUUCUCAACGCCAGCGAUUUUGAUGGCACUGGAUAUCUCAACAUGCAGUUGACCGAGACUGAGUGGCAUCAAAUGGUUUCGGUGGAUGGCCACCCCUGCACAUUCGGCCGUCCAAGCUGCCUCAAGGUCAACGGCUGUCUUCCCGAGGGUUUCCAAGAAAACCAGGUCUUUGCUCCUUCACAGCUACCCGACAGCCCUCUCUGGAAGGCCAUUCUCGAUGGUCUCGAGCUUUACGGCUUCAAGCAGUGCGAAGUCACCAACAUUGUCCGCAUUCCCAUCGUGGUCCGUAGAAUCAACAAGGCAAUCGAGCAGCUCCCUCAGUGCGACUCCUCCGCGCUUCGACGACCCCACGGCCUAGUUACGCUUGCUGGCGAUGCUGCGAUGACUGUGCACUUCUGGCCUGGCCGCGGUGCAAACUCUGGUAUGAAGGCCGGGAUUGCAUGGGCCGAUGAAGUUGCUCGCGCGCUCAUGCAUGGCCAAUUCGUCGGCCUCCAGACUGCGUCUCUAGGAUUGUACCAUGACUUCCUGCAAAAGCUUCAAGAGCGCGAGCACGGUGGUCGUAGUCUGCCAAUCGUCAGGCAGACCGGCGAUCCUGACAUGAUGGCUUGGCUGAUGCGUAACGCACGCCUUAUCCCGCACCAUGUGGCAAUGGAGUGGCUUGUCAGCCAGAUGCGCCGCGAUGCCGUAAGGAUCCAGAGGCGUGAAGACUGGGCUUUCGAGCAAGUUGCAAAUCUUGAGCCACAGCUGCGAGAGAUCUUGGAGAAGUUGAACCCGGUCACUCUUCAGGAAAUGGCUGCCACGUUCCCGUGGCCAACGAGAGAGAUGGCUGGGGCCGAGGUGCUGCCUGAGAGGUCCGUCGUAGAUGCCUGCUUGAGACAGGAGAGUACUAGGCAAAAGGACGUCCCGAAGCUCGAGAAGCAGGCAAAGGCAAAGAAGCAAGGCAGGAAGAGGAGGAGUGCAGAUGAUUCGUUGUCCGGAACAGAGGUAUCACCCGCUUUCUUGGCUAGCUUGGCCACUAAAGCCAGGCCGGUGUCCCAACGAACGUCCUGGCGUGCUUUCAGCUUCGGUAGAUCCGCACAAACGGUUCAGUGAUUGUGGAUGGCAUCAAGUAUUUACAGUCGGAAUAAGUGUAAUGUCAUCAAUUGGAGGAUAUGGUUGUAUGGAAUUGUGGCAUAGGGGAGUAUCUGGAUUGGUUGAACAUAGAUUUACUUAGCUGGCCGGGGCAUACGGGGCGUUGAUUAGGAUCAUGAUUUACUCAUAGCAUUGGAUAGCGGGCCAGUCGUUCAUUUAGCCAACUUGGGAACAUGAUGUA
Molecule: messenger RNA, 2835 nt
Organism: Colletotrichum navitas
Lineage: Eukaryota; Fungi; Ascomycota; Sordariomycetes; Glomerellales; Glomerellaceae
Exons: 1
Coding region: 465-2615 (716 amino acids)
Source: RefSeq, a predicted model, not a curated record